Messenger RNA from Penicillium daleae, 1320 nucleotides. Its product is annotated as NADH:flavin oxidoreductase/NADH oxidase. Bases 1 to 1320 code for a protein of 439 amino acids. Gene Ontology annotation, cellular component: intracellular anatomical structure. NCBI's taxonomy places the organism in Eukaryota, Fungi, Ascomycota, Eurotiomycetes, Eurotiales, Aspergillaceae. The record is from RefSeq and is a predicted model, not a curated record. Gene Ontology annotation, molecular function: NADP binding; FMN binding; NADPH dehydrogenase activity. The transcript has a single exon.
AUGACUUCUCCCACUAGUAGUCAGAUCGGGGCCAUUGGUUAUGAUGGCCUACCGUACUUCACCCCUGCCAACAAUGGCGGGGCAGCAGCAGAGCCAGAGAACCCCUCGACUCCUACGUUAUUUCGGCCGCUCCAUAUUCGCCAGUUAACGCUGAAAAAUCGAAUCAUGGUCGCUCCCAUGUGCAUGUACUCAUGCCAAUCGGAUCCAUCGUCACCCUUUGUCGGAGCAUUGACGGAUUAUCACAUUGCUCAUCUUGGUAACCUCGCUCUGAAGGGCGUAGGCUUGAUCAUCAUCGAGGCAACUGCCGUACAGGCAAAUGGUCGUAUCUCACCCAACGAUUCGGGCCUUUGGCAAGAGGGCACAGACUCGGAGCAAUUCAAGGCGCUCAAACGGGUCGUGGACUUUGUUCACAGUCAAGGUGCUAAAAUUGCGAUUCAGUUGGCUCAUGCGGGUCGCAAAGCGAGCAGCAUGCCACCCUGGGUUGCCCAGGAAGCUGGCAAACGAAGUCUUCGAGCCGGAGAAGCCGCGGGCGGGUGGCCACACGAUGUUGUCGGACCAUCCGGUGGCGAGGAACAGGCAUGGGCACCCGGUGAUAGUUUCUGGCCUCCUCGCGAGCUGAGCACUGCCGAGGUGGAGGAGACAGUGAAGGCAUUUGCGAGAAGUGCUGAGCUAUCUGUCAAAGCAGGAUUCGAUUUGAUCGAAAUCCACGGCGCACAUGGCUAUCUUGUCAACCAAUUCUUAAGCCCGGUGACCAACAAGCGCACAGACAAGUAUGGCGGCACAUUCGAGAAUCGAACAAGGAUUCUUCGCGAAAUUUCGGGGGCCAUUCGUGCUGUUAUUCCGGAGAGCAUGCCCCUAUUCCUACGCAUCAGCGCGACGGAGUGGCUUGACGGCAAAUUUCCCGAGUUCUGGGAUAUCGAGUCGUCAAUCAAGCUUGCUAAGACCCUUCCAGAUCUGGGUAUUGACUUCCUUGAUGUCAGCUCUGGAGGCAAUCACAAAGAUCAGACACUGGAGCCUCACACCAACUACCAGAUCGAUCUUGCUGCCCAGAUUCGGAAAGAAAUCCGAGAAGUCGGACAAAAGACACUGAUCGGGGCGGUGGGAUUGAUCACUGAGGCUACUGCCGCAAGUCAACUUGUGCAAGGGUCUGAUCUGGAUGAAGCACAUGCUGCAGAGUCAAUGGUAGCAGGCUCGGCUCCCCGGGCCGAUGCUGUUUUAUUGGCACGCCAAUUCCUUCGUCAAGCAGACUGGGUUUAUCACGCGGCAAAAACUCUGGGAGUUCAGAUCACUGUGCCCAAGCAGCUGGGCCGAGCCAUAUGA